This is a messenger RNA of Moneuplotes crassus, 1025 nucleotides long. Lineage: Eukaryota; Ciliophora; Spirotrichea; Euplotida; Euplotidae. The record is from the annotation of a GenBank genome assembly.
UGACUGAGCUGAAGAGCAGCAAGGCUUGCUUUUCAAGAAUGCAAUCAAAUAAAGUUAUUGAAAAGAAACAAAGGGCUAAAAAGAAGAUAAUCUGGUAUAGCAAUGAUACAGAUCAGCAAGAGAACAAGGAUAAAAAGAUUCCCAAGGUCAUACCUAAAGUUCAGAAGAUAUUCAGUGCAGAUAAUGAAGAAGCCUUAGAGUCUACGACUCUUAAAUCUUCAGAUUCGGAUAGCUCAUCAGAAGAUGUUAAUUUAAGACGAAGAAGAAGUGAUAGCCCAGUAAGACGAUUAAUCAAUGAUUCAGACAAAAGUAAUCUCGGAUCUCAACAUUCAUCUCAAUGCCAAAAUUCUGAGAGUAAAUCGAGUAAACUACUCUCAAAUAUUGAAGGUAUUUGUAGCAGGACCAAUAGUCUACAAAUCAGGUUUUCAAAAAGUAUGGAUUCGCUUAAAUAUCUCCCUAACCGUGUGAGAGCUAUGAAAUCCGAAAAUCACAACCAGUUUAUGCAGAACAAUAGGAUUCUUAAAAAACUUGAGAAAGACCUAAGAGACCUCUCCUCACGAGUGAAGAGAAUUGAGAAGAAAGUCAGCAUGAGCCAUUCUGUUCUGGAACAGAGGGAGAUAGUGAAGAAGAGGGAGAAGAAGUGGGCAGGGAGAAGGAAGGAAUGGGGGGACCAGGAGUGACAGUGGGGAGAUAUGACCCAGAAGGAGGUAGGGAGGGAUGGAGGGUUGGUAGAUACAGAUGCCAUUAAAGCCGGAAACACUCAAAUAUCUGUGGCAAAGAGGACUAGAGGCAGGAAAAAGGGCAAAAAGGUCACUAAAAGUCCAAAGAAAGAGCAAAAACCAAAAGAAAACUCAAACAAAAGAAUCCCGAGUCCUCCUAAGAAAUCAGGUAGGAAGAAUCACAAAAGAAAAGCUCCAAAGUCCAAAAGACAAAAGACAAGAGAGAGCCAGACCAGUUACGUUCCUCGCACAAAUCUCAAAAAAUCUCCGAACAAAGUUUGAAAGAAAAGAUCAAAAAUUAAUUAA